GACAUGGCUGGGGACCGCGGUGCUGCCGGGACCCGCCGGCUGAAGCUCUGGCUUGGGGUAGGGGCGGCGGGAGGCGGGGUGGCUUCGGGCCCCGCCCCGGAGGGCCGUUGCAAAAGUUUGCCCUUCGGAUCCUUUUGGGCAGAGUCUGGGCGGGCGAGUUCAGGGGCAGCGAGACCCGGGUGCUGAGCGAGGUGGCUGGACGAGCAGAGUCAGAGAGACCCGAGGCCACGAGCGAGCGACUCCGGAGCCCCGAGCCUGCAGUCUCAGCUGAGACCCGGCAGCAUGCAGCCAGCCCAGGCGCACCCUAAGGACCGAGAGCCUACUUUCAACCUUCUUGCUGGAGCCAGGCCUGCACGCCUGCCGGAACCCACCACCACUAUGCCAAUUGUUCCCUGAAAUGAACGUUCCUGGCGCGCCCUCUCGUGGACUGUGGAGGUAACCAUCUGAUUGCAGGAAGUCAUGGCAACCACGCAUGCGCAGGGCCACCAGCCGGUCUUAGGGAAUGAUACUCUCCGGGAACAUUACGAUUAUGUGGGGAAGCUGGCAGGCAGGCUGCGGGACCCCCCUGAGGGUGGCACGCUCAUCACCACCAUCCUCUUCUUGGUCACCUGUAGCUUCAUCGUCCUGGAGAACCUGAUGGUUUUGAUUGCCAUCUGGAAAAACAAUAAAUUUCACAACCGCAUGUACUUUUUCAUCGGCAACCUGGCUCUCUGCGACCUGCUGGCCGGGAUAGCCUACAAGGUCAACAUCCUGAUGUCCGGCCGGAAAACGUUCAGCCUGUCCCCUACCGUGUGGUUCCUCAGGGAGGGCAGUAUGUUCGUAGCCCUGGGCGCGUCCACCUGCAGCUUAUUGGCCAUCGCCAUCGAGCGGCACCUGACCAUGAUCAAGAUGAGGCCGUAUGAUGCCAACAAGAAGCACCGCGUGUUCCUUCUAAUUGGGAUGUGCUGGCUGAUCGCCUUCUCGCUGGGUGCCCUGCCCAUCCUGGGCUGGAACUGCCUGGAGAACUUUCCUGACUGCUCUACAAUCUUGCCCCUCUACUCCAAGAAGUACAUUGCCUUCCUCAUCAGCAUCUUCACGGCCAUUCUGGUGACCAUCGUCAUUCUGUACGCUCGAAUCUACUUCCUGGUCAAGUCCAGCAGCCGCCGUGUGGCCAGCCACAACUCUGAGAGGUCCAUGGCCCUGCUGCGGACCGUGGUGAUUGUGGUGAGCGUGUUCAUCGCCUGCUGGUCCCCCCUCUUCAUCCUCUUCCUUAUCGACGUGGCCUGCAGGGUGAAGGAGUGCUCCAUCCUGUUCAAGAGUCAGUGGUUCAUCAUGCUGGCCGUCCUCAACUCGGCCAUGAACCCUGUCAUCUACACGCUGGCCAGCAAAGAGAUGCGGCGGGCCUUCUUUCGGCUGGUGUGCGGCUGUCUGGUCAAGGGCAAGGGGACGCAGGCCUCGCCCAUGCAGCCUGCCCUGGACCCCAGCAGAAGCAAAUCGAGCUCCAGUAACAGCCACUCUCCAAAGGUCAAGGGAGACCUGCCCCACGGGGCCACCUCGUCCUGCAGCGUUGACAAAAACAGAUCGCUUCACAAUGGGGCACCCUGCAAGUGACCGUCUCCACAGGGCAGGCUCUGCACUUAUUUAUUGCAUGCAUUACUCCCACAUGGGGCCUUGGAGACCUUGACUUUGGAGGGCUGCUUGAUGUGGCCAGACAGUGUGGGCGUCUCCUGGGGAGGGCACCCAGGGAAUCACCAACACGUUUCAGCCCAGACUUGGACGUGCCUUAUCGGUUGCACGCUCCAUCCUUCCGAAUGUACAGAGCUGCUGACAUCAUCCGCUGCCUCCCGCUGCCACUUCCGGUCCAGGAGGAGGGCAGGCCAUGCGGGGGCGUCUUGGGAUGAUGUCUUGUUAUUUUCACACUACAUUUAUUCUUUCAUAGAAUGGGUGCUCGUGUAUGUGUUUGUCUGUUGCUGUGUCGCACGGGGUGUGCAUACCCCAGGUUUUCCUAGGUGGAGCCCUCGAGAAGCGUCAGCCCUCCACACGUUAUGUAACUGUUUCUCCAAACUUGCCCACCCCGCUGUGCCAGGCUUAAGGUCACCAUGUGGUGAGCUGAUUCGCCUUUUCCAGUGCCGGUGCCCUGGUGUUUUAGAUCAUAGCCGUGAAAGGGUUACUAAAGUCCUGUUGUCUCAAAAGCCUCACCCAAGAGCAGCCCAGGCAUAUGGGUCCUACCCUCACGUCCCUGUGUCUCUCUUAAGCCACCCGAGAGCCAAAUGAUGUGGUAAUUCAGGCAUUUUCUGAAAAUCACAGAAAAGCCAGCCAGGAUCUCUUGGAAUCCGGUAGAUCACUAAAGAAGGUGGCCACACGGUGAGGCAGGGUGUUCUCCAGCGUGGAUCACCGUUCCGAGGGACUGGAGUCCACCUGCUGCACGCAGGAGUUCCAGCGGUGAAGUUUCCAUCAGCCUUACUAGAUCAGGCUGAGGUGAUCCUAUCAGAAGAACGAAAUGCCAAUCAUCCCCUUUGCUGUCACUGACAAGGAGCUGGAGCUAUCAGAAAAGCCUCUCAACUCCCUCAACGUAGACCCUGACCAGGACCAUUCAGUGAGAGGACUCCGCCAGGCUAGGGAGCAUGAUGUCCAUCCCCAUUCCCUUCCGAUGGACGAUCUGCUUCCCUCCACCUGGACCUGCUUUCGUCUGUCACCUUGUAAAGGAAAAGCUCAGAAGAUACCCCUGAACAUCCCCUCCACAAGGGCUCGGCCCACGGGACACACAGAUGGAAAGGGGGUGUGUUGGGGGAGUGGCCAGCUCCCAGAGAAGCCUUCAGAGGGACUCACUUGGGGAACCUCAUCCCAGAGCUCCCCAUAAGGUGAUUAGCAUCUGAGACCAUUGCCUUGUGAACCCUGCAAGGCAGUCUUUACACACCGGGAACCUUUCAAAAGCUGAGUUCACUCUUGGUAGUUACAUAAGCGUUGGUUCUGGCUUAGGGGCAUUUCAUGGGUUCUAGGUAACCAUGGGCUGACUGAUUAAAGACUUUCCUCAUGUCAUGCUUGAUGAACAUAGCAUGAUGCUGAGGUGUUCUGCUGGGGCGUUGCUCUGCUCUUUUCUCUACAUCACUGAGAAAAUAACUUAUUCGCUUGUUGCAGGGCAUGGACAAAAACCCAAAGCAGUCUUGGGAAAGGGAAGCAUGAAGGUGCAGGCUUAAGGAAAAAUAAAUAAGUAACAGCUAUGUGGGUAGGGGAGUUGAGGUGGGAAACAAAGGGCUUGAGGAAGUGCUCUUCCAUACUUGAAAUGCUCUGGGGCCAUGGAUCUGGCAUUAAGUAAUACAUGACACGUGACCCCGACUUUGUGAAAUCCUGUGUCUGCCUCCUUCAGCAGCCUGUGGGGAGCCAUGCCCACCAUUCCCACCAGGAGGCUACAUUUGUGGCACGGCAGACUGUCAAGGAACUGAAAUUAAAAACACACUAAAACCUAACCAUGCUCACCUGACACCUGCAAAACUGACCGAUCACCGUGAUGCCAGUGCACACAUCUUCACUAGCCAUCCAAACAGAGUUUAGACAUAAGGGGUGCCCAAGCCCUCACCCUAAAGGUCAGAAACAAGUGACUCGACACCAGAGAACCUGAGGCCCACCCAACGUAGUAAGCAACCUUUACAGCCUGCAGGUUCUGUGUGUUAAUAGGAAAUAAAACCAAAGCCUUCCUAUAAACUCCCUCUAGAGGUCUGUGGGGCAGACUGUCCUGCUGUUUUUCAGUAGACACACGGAGGGUACAGGGGUUGGUCUUGCUUCUCUCCUGGUACCUGGUCUCACGGGAUUCAGGACCACAUUUUGAAACCCUUUAUCCCUUUAUUCCCCAGCUCCAUCUUGUAGAUGGUGUUAGAAUGAAGCUUUAGUGUACUGGAUGCUGCUGAUGCCAGUCUGGGUAGAUACUGUUUUACUGUUGUUGGUAGUGGUGAGUGUGUGUGUGCGUGCACACUUGUGCAUUACUGAGUAUGCAAGGAGAGAGGCCAGAUGUUGCUCUCCACCUUACUUUUUGGGAGAGAGUCUCUCACUGGAACUGAAGCUAUCUGUUUCGGCUAGACUGACUGGCCAGCAAGCCCGCAGGAUCGUCCUUUCUCUUGCUGGCAUUACCGGCAAAACGGCCAUGUGUGGCUUUUACAUAGGUGCAGGCCAUCCCCCAUGAAGCCAUUUCCCAGCCAGAUCCUAGGUUUCGAAGAAUGGCGAUAGCCCCUUUGUAGGGAAGAAAUCACAAAAGUUAUCAAAUAAAAACGUAGUGCAACCAGAGACUGGGCUCGGCGUGCUGGUGGCCGCAGAGGGCGAGCGAGCCAGCAGAAAGGGCUCACUGUGUUUCCAGUGCUAAGUGCCAGCCCCUAACCUGCAUCCCACACAAAGAGGACCCGUGUUUGGCUUGCUGUUCUGGUGAGGCCACAACCUGUAGUGACAAUCCCCCGUGCAGCCUUCCCACCGCCUGGCACCUCUGACCCGCCCCCGGCCACCAAGGCUCCAGUCAAGUGUUUCUGCCAAGUUACUUUUUUUUUCCUCGUGAGGAAAAACAGAACACCUCCUUUCUAGAGAAAAGUUUCAGUCUUGUCCUCUUGUCUUCUGUGAAGCGUUACAAGACCCAGGGCUGGCGAGCUGGCUCGGCAGACAACGGUACUUGCCUCCAAACUCAACGGCCUGAGUUCCAUACCCAGGACCCACAUGACAGGAGAAAAGUGAUGCCCACAAGUUGUCCUCUGACCUCUACCCAUGCUUUAUGGCACCCACACACACAAAAGCAUAAGCCCCAUCAUGCCUAUCAUGCAAACAAGAGACCCUUUUCACAGUAGCCUUUAUUGCCAACAGACUUACACCUACAGUCACUGACACAAUUAACUAUUUGAAAAUGGUUUCUUCUCUCAGUCUUUGAGCCAUGGUUAUCCUGUGUGCUGGGAGAGAGCCGUUCACAGAAAGGUGCAUCUUAGAGAAAACGUCUAAUUACAUCGCUGGCUCCAUGCUUUGGAAACUGUAUGGACAAAUGCAAAAACCUCAUCACCCCAAAUGCUUUUAGUGUCUAAGUCGGGGGGGGGGGGUGAGCAGAGGGGCUGCUAUGGAAUCAGAGGUGCAUCGACGGCUGUGCGGAUGAUGAAGGCACACAUUCUGGGACCUAGUCAUAACCGGAAGAGCAGCAGUGUCUAGAGGAGUUGGCCUGCCGCCUGCUACACCGGGGCCAUGGGGAGGGGAUGCUACUCACGGCCUCCUCUUGCUCAUCCCAGAAGCUCGGGUGUGAUGUUUCAGGCCCACGGUGAAGGCCAUGAGCCUGGAAGCAACAUCACGGAGGUGAGGGAAUCCAGGCCAAUUACCUUCACCUGUUACAUCUUGGGAAUCUCCAAAAGUUCGUCAAAUCAUCUAAGUUUUAUGGUAGAAAAAUGAGAGAAAACUUGAAGUUGGUUUUAUAGUUCUGCUCCUCAUGGGUGACUUAGGGAGCCAAUUCCAUGCCAGUAUCAAAGUAGAAAGGGAGGCUGGCCAUAUGCACAGACAGACUGCUGUUACAGCAAUUGCUUGUGUUUCACAAAAGUUAACAGAAACAAAAAAAAAACCUCAAAUAUUCACAUAUCAAUAUGUAUAACUGGCCAUCCAGGUGCUUUUGAAAAGCUAGUAAAAUACCUUGUCACAUAUUACAUUUACCGAGCCAUCUCCGACAUCCGGGGACUUUAGACGUUAAAUGAUUCACUCUGAAUACAAAGAAAUCCACAUAAUUUCACAAUACGCAGAAACAAGUUACCCCCAAAAGUCAGCCGAACAGAGAAACACUCAAUUGGCAACUCACACGUAGUGUUCAAAAGAAGAAAAUGGAGGAAAAGGAACGCAUUGUCCCGGGACAGGGUGGUCCGCUCGUCUCUGCCUUGGGAGCUGUUGCGUGGCUCCAGCGUGAGUGACUUUGGUUGUGGUGAAGGUGUUUCCUCCAGCGUGAACCUGGGGCAGCUCAGGUUCAGGUUCACUCCACAGGCACGGUCCUCUACGGACAGUGGGCACGCAGAGCUGUUCGUUUCCUGCGCUUUCUCUCUUUCAUCCUAAGAGAGGAAUCAUAGGUGUGUUUGGUGGGGGGCUGGGGGGACCUCAGGGACUCACUUACCCAGCCCAUCUGAGACAGCAGCGAGAGGAAAGGAGAGCUCACUCAGCCCACUCUCCAGCCAUCUGCUGACACCAGCAGUUCCCGUGAAGGGUUACAGCUUGAACUUUCGCACCGGGCUCCUCCGGGCUCUACAGCGCCACCUACCGUGCAAAGCCUUCAGCACCCCGGCUCAGUCCUGAGCACUGAAAGGCCUCCCUCAUCCCAACACUUCCUGGUGUGUGUGUGUGUUGGGGGCGGGGUUUCUACUAGAUUAUAAACAAGUCCCCGCAGGGCCUGCUACACAGAAUACAAAAAUGUGGCCAGGAAGGCUGGCAAGCCAAGUCAGGUUGUGCCUAGGCUGUACCAACAAAAGAUGAGGGGUCUGUGGGUGUUUCCCCUUCUCUUUUUCUUCUGUCCAACACCUGCCUCUUCCCUGUCUUCUGCUGGCUGCUCCCCACCUUCUGUUUAGUUCUGUGGAGACACAUCCUCACACAGCCUAGGUUAGCCUUGAACAGCUGACCCUCCAGCCUCCACUGCCCACGUGCUGGAGUUAGGGACGUGCACCACCUACACCUGGCUUGCUUUCCCUCCGUCACAGAGCAGACCUGCAUGUGGACACACACGAGCUGAAGUGCACAUUCCAUCUGAAUGGAGGAAAGUUUGUGUGUGUGUGUGUGUGUGUGUGUGUGUGUGUGUGUGUACGUAAUACACACAUGCAGUUCACGCUCAAAAGCCCUGGUAUAAAGUUCCAUUUUUUUUUUUUCCUGGCUGCUAUAAAAUGUGCCAGUUUUAAAACUGUGCAUUUGUUGCUUGCAAACUUAUAAAUAUGUAUAAACCCCAUUAUAAAUAAAUCUCGUCUGGCAGAUGGCAUUUUAUCUCCCAGCCACAGUU
Molecule: messenger RNA, 6958 nt
Organism: Meriones unguiculatus (Mongolian gerbil)
Lineage: Eukaryota; Metazoa; Chordata; Mammalia; Rodentia; Muridae
Gene: S1pr3
Product: sphingosine-1-phosphate receptor 3
Exons: 2
Coding region: 460-1590 (376 amino acids)
Biological process (GO): G protein-coupled receptor signaling pathway
Cellular component (GO): membrane
Molecular function (GO): sphingosine-1-phosphate receptor activity
Source: RefSeq, a predicted model, not a curated record